Anopheles coluzzii is the source of this 941-nucleotide messenger RNA. RefSeq names its product probable 39S ribosomal protein L24, mitochondrial (gene mRpL24). The coding region runs from base 109 to 864 and encodes 251 amino acids. Gene Ontology annotation, molecular function: structural constituent of ribosome; RNA binding. Gene Ontology annotation, biological process: translation. The record is from RefSeq and is a predicted model, not a curated record. Gene Ontology annotation, cellular component: mitochondrion; ribosome. NCBI's taxonomy places the organism in Eukaryota, Metazoa, Arthropoda, Insecta, Diptera, Culicidae. The transcript has 2 exons.
CGUCGGCCUGCGAUUUCAUAACAACAUUUUCCACCGACUGGAGCGAGUUCGAGAACAAAAGCAAAUAAUUUGUUAACUUUUGGCGAAAUAAAGAUAAAAAGCACCAAAAUGCGAUUAACAACGUUCCUCCAGAAGGUGGGUGAUAUGUCGAAAAAGUUCUCCAACUUUCCCGACUCGUACGUGAAGCGUUCGAUGGAACAGGUGUACUGGAAAACGCCCCGAGGCAAACCACAGUACCUGCCCCGUACGGUCGAGCGGCGAAAGUUCCGCUUCACCACGAACCGCCCCUGGACGGGCCAGUUCCGGCAGCAGAACAUGCCGGGCACGAUCCGGAAGAAGGUGUUCAUCGAACCGAUCGCCAACUGGAGCUUCUACCGGGGCGACCGGGUCGAGGUGCUGGUCGGCAAAGACAAGGGCAAGCAGGGCAUCGUCAGCCAGGUGAUCCAGGAGCGGAACUGGGUGAUCGUCAGCGGGCUCAACUGCCAUCUGCGCAAGGUGGCGGACGAGAAGGAGUACCCCGGCAUUAUGAUCAAAUCGGAGAGCCCGCUGCUCGUCACCAGCCAGGUGCAGCUGGUCGAUCCGUCCGAUCUGCAGGCGACGGCGAUCGAGUGGCGCUACACGGAGGACGGCGAGAAGGUGCGGGUGUCGACCAGAACGGGGCGCAUCAUUCCGAUACCGAAGGCGAACGAGGAAACGCACGACUACAAGACGAAGGGCACGUACAUCGAGCGGGAGAAGGACACACCGGCGGACGUGGUGAAGGAGAUCUCGUUCCAGCCCGCCCUGCGCACCUUCGAGAUGGACAUUAUGGAGCGGCAGGGCAUCGAGGAGACGCGCGUACCGCACAAAACGUACUGGUACUAGAGCUGGUUUAGAUUUUUACCUUUAUUUGUAGCAAAAGAAACACACUAAAGAGAGAGAGAGAGUACAGUUAUCGAGAA